AUGAGGAUCAUGGCGGCGGCAGCGCUACUGCUGCUGCUGGUGUCGCUGGCGACGGCGGCGGCGGCGCCGCCCACGAGCAACACAUCGGACACGAGGAGCGAGGAGAAGUGGCGGAUGUUCAUGGAUUGGAAGGCCAGGCACGGGCACGGCACAACCAACAGCUCCCUCGCCGAGGAGGAACAGCACGGGGAGAGGGGGAGGAGCGCGGAGGACACGCGCAAGAUCUUCACGGAGUGGAAGGCCAUGAACGGCACGACCAACAGCUCCCUCGCCGAGGAGGAGCAGCGCGCGUACACCAUGUUCAAGCACAGGCUCGGCCUCAUCGACCGGCGGUGGCAUGACGAAGGCUACUCCGUCUUCUCCUGGGAGAGGGGGAGGAGCGAGGAGGACACGCGCAAGAUCUUCGCGGAAUGGAAGGUACAAGAAGGAGUUACCUACAGCUCCAUCGCCCACCAGGAGCACCGGUACACCAUAUUUAAGGAGGCCCUCCGCGACAUCGACCAGCACAACUCUGACUACGCCAUCGGGGUCUACAAUAACAACCGAUGCAUCGACCAGUUCAGCCAUCUCAUCCAAGAGGAGUACGAAGCCGUUUGCUGCGGGUACUGGGAGGUGAUGCCGUCCGAGGCCGAAUUACAGAGGGUGGGCGAGAUCCUGGAGCGCUUGUGGCAGGCAUUUACUCUUCGGCUAAAUUAA
Molecule: messenger RNA, 696 nt
Organism: Triticum turgidum subsp. durum (durum wheat)
Lineage: Eukaryota; Viridiplantae; Streptophyta; Magnoliopsida; Poales; Poaceae
Source: the annotation of a GenBank genome assembly